This is a messenger RNA of Ruditapes philippinarum (Manila clam), 400 nucleotides long. RefSeq names its product tumor necrosis factor receptor superfamily member 6-like. Gene Ontology annotation, molecular function: transmembrane signaling receptor activity; protein binding. The transcript has a single exon. The record is from RefSeq and is a predicted model, not a curated record. The annotation marks the transcript as partial. Gene Ontology annotation, cellular component: membrane. Gene Ontology annotation, biological process: signal transduction; immune response; apoptotic process. NCBI's taxonomy places the organism in Eukaryota, Metazoa, Mollusca, Bivalvia, Venerida, Veneridae.
AUGGGGUUGGACUAUUUAGGGCCAAUCAUACUUGUUACUUGUCUGAACAGCAUUUUUGGUGUAAGUGUACCAUGUAAUGAAAAAUAUCUUGCAAAAAAUGGUCACCGGUGUUACCCAUGCAGUGCGGGAUAUUACAAAGUUUCGGAUUGUGUGAUAGACGGGGAACAGUCAAGAUGUAGACCUUGUGGAAAAGGGGAAUAUCUGCCCACGUGUGAUAAUUCGAUACAGUGUAACGUUUGUGAUCUGUUUUGUCAUGGAGGACAAGUUAACAUUAAACCAUGCACAUCAACCAGUAACUUAAAAUGCCAGUGCAAGGAUGGAUACUAUUGGAAAACGGACCCACAUCGAUUUUGUACUAGACAUAGAAAAUGUGUAUCAGGAGAAGGAUUAAAGACAAAAG